Brachypodium distachyon (stiff brome) is the source of this 1562-nucleotide messenger RNA. RefSeq names its product EH domain-containing protein 1. Bases 974 to 1252 code for a protein of 92 amino acids. The transcript has 4 exons. NCBI's taxonomy places the organism in Eukaryota, Viridiplantae, Streptophyta, Magnoliopsida, Poales, Poaceae. The record is from RefSeq and is a predicted model, not a curated record.
CGAGGAAAAAAGCAUCGUCGAAAAAACUGGUUCCCACCAGCCUCCUCCCACCUUCACGCAUGCGCAGAAUCCCGCGGUUAGCUCCACCUUCCUUUCCAUCCGCAUCGAUCCCAUCCGGACGACGCCUCCAUCCCCUUCCUCACGAUCCGCAUCGUCCUCCCUCCCACCACCGCUCCCUUCCAGCGUCGCAGACUUCCCUGCAACGCCCUCUCCUCCUCAUCCGUGCUACUGACCCAUUCGUCCCUCCGCCUCCCUCGCGAGGACGCGCCGGCGCUGCCGACUCCCUCCCUCCCUUUUGCCUUCCUUGCGAUGAUGCGCCGCCGCCGCCUGCCUCUUCCUCCAGUGCACCCCCUCCCCCUCCCCCUCCCCCUCCAGGAGAAGCAGGAUCUAGCCGCCGCCACCCGUCACCGUGCACGUGCUGCUUCCAACGUCGCCAGGUAAGCGGCUCUCAGCAUCGAUUCCAUCGUUAGCGACAUCCAGUUCCGUCAAGUUCAUCGAUGGUGGCUGGAACAAGCGGCGGCUGCAGGUUGCGGCCGAAGAGGUUCCCUUUCGCUCAAGCCCCCUCCUAGGAUUCAUCGAUGCUAAUUUGUAGCAAGAGCUAGAGGCAAAAACUCAUGUUACUAUUGUAUUUUGUGUCAUGAUAUUGUUGAUUUUAUCGUCGUACAAUAUAAUGGUGCUUAAUGCUACUUUGGAUAAGGCUGCCAUCCGACCGCCACCGACGACGGACUUGAAAGGCCGCACAGCCAGUCAUCAGAUGAGAGCUUUUCCACAGCAGCAAUAAGCAGUCCAUCCGCCUACAUGAGCUCAUUUUUCCUGUGAAGUUGGCUGGUGAGAUUUUUCAUCUCUGCCUUCUCACUAAAUCUCACUACUAUUGUCUUGAAUGCAGGUUUCUUAAAAUUAAGUCUACUCCAAUUGGCAUGAGCAACUGUGCACCUAGCUUCACAUGGAUUUCUCAGCUCUUUUUUCCUAGAGAAUGAUUGUGACUUGGUGUAUAUUUUCGAUGGAGCAUUCACUCAAGUUCAGAAAUUCAGACAUCCCUCAGGUCCAAUCACCUUUUGCAAACAAAUUGGUUCAGCUCAAAAUCAGCAUAGAAGUUGAUUGCUUAAGAAGACUAUACGUGAAGAAACUGAAGACUUUACAGGUUGCAUACCCGUUUACCAAUUUUGCUUCCCCAUCACUGACAAACAGCAACUUCGGUGCAAAACCAAUGGUUAUGCUCUUUGGUCAAUAUUAUACAGGGAAACAACUUUGAUUAAGCACCUGUUGAAAACGAGCUACCCAGGUUUUCGGCUUUAUCUAAUACAGAAUACCUGAGUUUCAAUGUUAGGCACACCAUCCAUUUCAAUGGUAAGAUAUGCAAGGAUGGCUUAUUGUACUCACUAAUGGGGUAGCAUGCGGCCUUCAUAUACGGACCAAUAACACUAGAGUGCUAUGUCCAGCUUUAUCAUAUUUAUAACAUGAAUUAUUUUGUGAAGCUAUCCUAUUAUGUGAGAUUUUGAUAAUUGUUGUUACAUUUUAGUAAUAGUGUUCCAUGUACCAAAUGAAAAACUUUGAAUUAGAAA